Messenger RNA from Galendromus occidentalis (western predatory mite), 1619 nucleotides. RefSeq names its product GDI interacting protein 3 (gene Gint3). The transcript has a single exon. Gene Ontology annotation, cellular component: cytoplasm. NCBI's taxonomy places the organism in Eukaryota, Metazoa, Arthropoda, Arachnida, Mesostigmata, Phytoseiidae. The record is from RefSeq and is a predicted model, not a curated record. Gene Ontology annotation, molecular function: protein binding. The coding region runs from base 108 to 1400 and encodes 430 amino acids.
AUUGUGCGUGACGAGUGCGGCAAGCUCGAACUCUCGGAAUCCCGUGAGAGAACCUCCCCGAGCGAGCAACCUUUGUGACCGCAACGGUGCCGAACUGUCUGCGAAGGAUGGCGGAUAAGAUAAAACAGUUCUUCGCGAAGAAAAAGCUCAACAAACAAUUCAAAAGAGCUGGUCCCGGUCAUUCGCUUGCCGAAGAAAAUUCAAGCUCGUCAACAAGUCCGUCAAGUUCUUCGAGUCAUCCACAGGUCGGCCCGACCCACCGGUCGCAGCCGUCAGAGCAAGCCGCGAGAGCUGGAGCCGCGGCUCUCGCCCGGCUCGAGGGGAUGAAAGGCGUGGACUUCUCACUUUCUGCGAUUCGAGCGCAAGCGAAGAAAGAAUUAGAGUUGGAGAGGCAGGCGGCGAUCAACAAAACGGAAACUGAGAAAUCCGCGUCGAAGACUGUGGAAAAACCGGCACAGCUGGGAGUUAAGGAACUCCUGUUCCGAUGUCCAAUGCUCGGGCCGCAGGCCCUGCCUCGGAAGGAGUUGGACGAGGAGCUGAAGAAAUUUUUGUUCGAGCAGCUGGAAGAGGAAAGGGGUUUGUCAGCGGCUUUGAUGAUCGUGACAUGCAACAAAAACGAAGCAGCCAUCAAGUCAUGCAUCGAUAUCCUGAGCAGGUAUCUCACGAAUAUCUUGGACCAUCCGGGCGAGGAAAAAUACCGGAAAAUAAAACUAUCCAACAAGGUUUUCCAAGAAAAGGUGAAGCCCGUCAUCGGUGCCGUCGAGUUCCUCGAGGCAGCUGGGUUCGCCGAGAAGACUCUGGAUGACGGAGAAGCUCAUUUGUGUCUGAGCGAAGAAGCCGACCUCGACAUGCUGCCAGCUCUGAAGGACGCACUCAGUACCGCUGAACCACUCGAGAUCGUUUUGGAUCGUAACCCCAAGGUACUUCUGCCCUCACAGUCCGCGGCACGCGUGAGCGUGCCGGACGAGUUCGCCAAUGUCACAGCGGAUAUACUCGCCAAGGCGCAGGCGGAUCGAGCCAGAGAAGUCGACCUGAUGACUCAGCUGAGAACUAAGGCCAUGAGGGAACGUGACUCGAAACAGGAGCAGCGAAGCUACAAGUAUACUCUCAUCAGGAUACGCCUACCGAAUGGCCUCAUGCUGCAGGGGACCUUCGAAGUCGCGGAGAAAUUAGCCAACGUCUACGAAUUCCUCAAAGACUGUCUACUCGAUUCUUGCUCGAACCCGGUACUGAAAAGCGGUGCAGAAGCUCUGACAGCCCACGAGCGGACGCUCGAAGACCUCAAGCUGUUCCCGGCCGCUGUCGUUAACUGUGUGGUCGAGGCUCCCCCGGAGUCCGACAUCCUCCGUCCGGAGUAUUUGGCUCUAGUCCAAGACGUAGACCAAGCGGCAGCUCACUGAGCUGGUCUCCGAAGCUGAUGAAUGAUUUUACAAAUGUUUCCUCAGAUCUUUCCUACUGUCCGUUAUUUAUUCAAGCCGUCUUUCGAGAGCAGUGUUCAUGGAACGGAGUGUCUGACUACAGUAACGAAACGGGCGCGGAACACGACGCCUACCCAGGGACUUUCUCCUAUGAGAUGAUCAUUAAAAGGACUUGCGUAAAGUCAAUAAAUGAAGCUGAUU